AUGAAUUUCAAGUCUAUCCUUACUUUUGGCGUCGGAGUUCCAAUUGGAGUACUUGGAACUCUCAUGUGCGUUCUAAAGAGAGUUCUUUCAAAAACUGCAAAGCAAUACAAACAAAUCGCUGAUGGACGUCAGGCCGAUUUCCAAACAAAGAAGCUCAAAAUAUUAGAUUUCAAUGCAUUUUGGAGACCACAAUUACUCCAUCUUUUCAAAGAAGAAUAUAUGAGAGAUAGAUCUAAAAUUUUAUUAGAAAGAAUUUCCGAAUACGAUGUUGUUUGUCUUCAAGAAGGUUUUCAAUUCGGAUCUGAUAUUUCUAAGAACUUUAUAGAAGCUGCUAAUGCUCUCGGUUUCAAAUACGUUUUAACAUCAAAGCUUCCACCUCUCUUGAAUCAUCAAGUUAUCGAUAGUGGUCUUGUAAUUAUAUCCAAAUUCCCAAUACUCGAAUCAGACUGCGUCAGAUACACAGCAGGCUGCGGAUUUGAUGCUUUUGCUGCCAAAGGAGCACUUUAUGCUAAAAUCCAACUUGAUGAGAAGAACCAUGUCCAUUUGUUCAGUACACAUCUUCAAGCCUCUUACCAAUACGGAAAAGAUCCAACUGAUGUUGAUGUGAAAGUUCGCCAGUCCCAAUUUGAUGAAUUAAGUGCAUUAAUGGCUCAAAAGGUUACAGAUGGUUAUCCGGCCAUUGUUGUUGGCGACUUAAACGUCAAUGCCCGUUUCGGAGAUGAAUACUUAAAUCUCCUCAAGCAUUUCACAAUUCCAAACUACGAAUCAGUUGAUACCCUCCUUAAGGACUAUGGCGAGCAUCCAAUCACAUUUGGAAACAUGGAAGAUGUCACAUUAACUGAACCUUAUUUCCAGAAGACUGUUCAGUCAAUUGACUACAUUUUCUUAUUCGAAAAAGAACAAUCUCCACUCAAAGUUGAGUACAAAUCAAAAGUUAAUGAAAUGAGAGUUCAAAACCAACCAUACGGUUUCUUAUCUGAUCAUUUCGCAGUUGAAAGUGAGUUUACUUUUACACAGUAA
Messenger RNA from Trichomonas vaginalis G3, 1020 nucleotides. RefSeq names its product endonuclease/exonuclease/phosphatase family. NCBI's taxonomy places the organism in Eukaryota, Parabasalia, Trichomonadida, Trichomonadidae. The transcript has a single exon. Gene Ontology annotation, cellular component: cytoplasm; extracellular region. Gene Ontology annotation, molecular function: sphingomyelin phosphodiesterase activity. The coding region runs from base 1 to 1020 and encodes 339 amino acids. The record is from RefSeq and is a predicted model, not a curated record.